Molecule: messenger RNA, 882 nt
Organism: Aspergillus saccharolyticus JOP 1030-1
Lineage: Eukaryota; Fungi; Ascomycota; Eurotiomycetes; Eurotiales; Aspergillaceae
Exons: 2
Coding region: 1-882 (293 amino acids)
Biological process (GO): mRNA splicing, via spliceosome
Cellular component (GO): U2 snRNP; catalytic step 2 spliceosome; precatalytic spliceosome
Molecular function (GO): RNA binding
Source: RefSeq, a predicted model, not a curated record
AUGAAUAAUAUCCGUCAGGUUCAAGCGCUGAACAAGCGGGAGCUUGAGAAUGCUGUACCCCCGGAGGCCUCCUGGCAUGCCGACUAUCGCGAUACUGCCUACAUAUACAUUGGAGGAUUACCCUUCGACCUUUCCGAGGGAGACAUUCUCACCAUUUUCUCUCAGUACGGCGAACCGGUCCAUCUGAACCUCAUCCGCGACAAGGAGACCGGGAAGAGUCGAGGUUUCGCCUUUCUCAAGUACGAGGAUCAACGCAGUACAGAUCUAGCAGUUGAUAAUCUUGGCGGUGCCACCGUCUUGGGGAGAGUCCUGCGCGUGGACCACACUCGCUACAAGCGACGAGAUGACGAGGAGGAAACGGACAAUGUCGCGAGACUCAUGGGGGAUUCGGCCGGUGGCAAUGCUGUUGAUCACCGAGAUACUGACGAUGACCGGGGAACAAGAAGGAAGAGACGGGCCAGUGAACCACGAGAAGAAAAGCCCGUUCUACGCCCGAAGCUGAAGGAAGAACUCGAAUUGGAGGAACUGAUCAAGACUCACGAUGAAGAGGAUCCAAUAAAGGAGUUCCUCGUCCAGGAAAAGAAAGAAGAGGUUGCUCGGGCACUCGAGAGAAUUCGCUCAAGUGAGAAGUCUUCGCGUAGACGAGAUAGCCGAGAGAGAUCAAGUCGUCAUCAUCGUUCCCAUCGUCGUCGACAUGGCGACGACCGGUCGCGUUCACGAGAGAGAAGGCAUCAGGAUCGUCGAUCGCCAGCGAGGGAACCUCAUUCGCGCAAAGAACGCUCGCCAUCAAGAAGAGACAGAUCCCACAGAGACAGAACACCGGUCACGUCUAUGUCACCAGAGCCGAGGCGCAACAGAGAGCGAGAAGAACGAUAUCGUUAA